GCAGCACCCUGUCUCACUCAGCCGCUCACAGGGGAUCGGAGCACGUCUUUUCACGCAAAGCCGCACCAGUCUUCAUGCUGACGGGGCUGUUGGAUUGCACUACAUACGAGAUAGCCUGUUUCUAAACUCAUCACACGUUCGCUUUUGCACUUUUCUCCUCUCCGUCUGCCAGUUUAUUUCUUCAGAAAUCGUCAAACUUAAUCAACAUGAGCUGGCAAGGUUACGUGAACAGUCUGAUGGCCGAUGGUACAUGUCAGGACGCGGCGAUUAUCGGCUAUAAGCAUCCCAACCAGUCCGUCUGGGCCAGUGUCGCAGAUAAAUUCUUUCAGAACAUCACGAUUGACGAAAUUAAUGCACUUCUUAACAAAGAUCGGUCUCCCAUGCUAAUCAAUGGCUUGCAUCUGGGUGGUCUACAUUGCUCAGUACUUCGGGACAGUCUUUUUGUAGAUGGAGAAAACACUAUAGACUUGCGCACAAAAGCUUCAGAUGGCCCCACUUUUAACAUCUGUCUAGCCAAAGCUAAUCAAACUUUUGUUGCUGUAAUGGGAGCUGAAGGGACCUCUGGAGGCAAUUUGAACAAGAAGGCAUUUGAUAUGAGAGACUAUUUGAAAAAGGCGAGCUUUUGAUUUUUGUUCCAUAAUCCCUACUGGACCAAGAGUGUGCCUUAAAAUGACAUCAGGAGGUGCUGUUCUACUGAUUCUGGCUGCUUUUUGCAUUUCAAAGUGCAUCUGCAUUUCCAGUCCACAUGCAGAAUCAUGUUUGUCUGGGUUUGUUUUUUUGUUUCCUCCUUCCCCUGUAUAUCAAAAGUACAUCACAAAUAAAUGAAACAAGUGCA
Erpetoichthys calabaricus (reedfish) is the source of this 835-nucleotide messenger RNA. Its product is annotated as profilin-1-like. Gene Ontology annotation, cellular component: cytoplasm. Gene Ontology annotation, biological process: regulation of actin filament polymerization; actin cytoskeleton organization; positive regulation of actin filament bundle assembly. NCBI's taxonomy places the organism in Eukaryota, Metazoa, Chordata, Cladistia, Polypteriformes, Polypteridae. The transcript has 3 exons. The record is from RefSeq and is a predicted model, not a curated record. Gene Ontology annotation, molecular function: actin binding. Bases 207 to 626 code for a protein of 139 amino acids.